AUGCGGCUCUCGAAUCCAACAACAACAACCCUGACGGUGUUACUGGUCCUCUUCACCCUCCUCGAAUCGUCCUUCGCGGCCAAAUCGACCGCAGCAUCGUUCUGCAAAUGUAUAUGUUUCAACAACAGCACCAUCAUUGCCCUGAACCCACCGGGGUCAUCGACACAGUCCUCAUCGCUGCAUAAAUUUGAUAUCCGGUCGGGAGAGGAACCCGCACCCGCAUUUUCAGACGAAAAGAGGAGGGCGAUAGAGGCACAGGCCAGGGCCGACGGCAGCGAUACCAACAAGUCGCCAUCGAGACCGCAUCACAAACUCACUUGUGCUGAUUGCACGCGCGCGUUCUGUCUCGACUAUAAUUUGCCGAUAUGCAAGGGUGCGCGGGAAGAGGACGUGUUUACAACGUGUUUCCAACGCGAUUCCCUCAAGGAUGAAACCGUGGUGGUCGUCUUCAUUUUCGCCACGGCAGGCCUACUUGCGUGGGCUAUAGUCAAACCAUGGAUCGAUCGGCUUCGCGAGCGGAACUCGUUCAGUCCGCUCUCACAACACGACGGCAGCAACGGAAACAACAACAGCCUUGGUAUUGGCAGAGAAGGGCGACGGCCAGGAGGUCGACCUCAAGGAUCUGCAUCCAACGGCGUUGGGUCCGCAGCAGCCGGCGGAAGCAGAAGCGGAAUCGCCCGAGGCAGCACCACCAGAAGUACGACAUCGAAAUGGACAGGUGGAUCAGGGCCACGGCCAGGGUCAUCAGUCCACCCGGAUGAAGAUGCUCUUGACAUUGUGUCUGGAUCCGGAGCUGGAUCUGGAGCUGGAGCUGAAGCUGUUCGAUAA
Molecule: messenger RNA, 828 nt
Organism: Exophiala dermatitidis NIH/UT8656
Lineage: Eukaryota; Fungi; Ascomycota; Eurotiomycetes; Chaetothyriales; Herpotrichiellaceae
Exons: 2
Coding region: 1-828 (275 amino acids)
Source: RefSeq, a predicted model, not a curated record